GGUUGUGAUAAAAUGGGUGGUGCGCCCAGGUCUGGCGGGUUUCUGUCUUUUUUUUUUUUUUACUUUUUCUCUAGAAUAAUAAAUACCGACGAUCGCUGUCAUACAAAGAUACUGAGAUUUCCUCUAUUUGUUUUGAUCUUUGUCAAGAAUACUACGACUUUAUACCACCUGUUGUUAAACAAGAAUCACAAGCUUCACAUCACAUCACCAGCUACACAGUUAUCACAACUCUGCCUCACCAGCAGCACCAAACACCAGCAGCCAUCCCAUCUCCACCGACCCGGCCAAACCUCUCUCCACCACCACACACCACCAACCAUCACAAUGCCACAAACACACACCGCCCGCUCCUCUCCCUUCCCCCAACAACCUCAACCCACCUCUCUCGCACACCCCACCCCCCGCCGCGGCCUGAGCCUACUCACAGACGUCGCCCAGCGCCUGGAUACACACACGCCGACGGCAGAUUACAAGACAAGAGAGGGGGAGUGGCAUGCGCCGCCUGCGCCGCCGCCUAGUCCCGUUAGCUGGUAGACGACAUACCGCAGGGAGGAGAGGAGAUGCAGCAACAUCAUCGUUUUCGGAAAGCGAAUAGCGUCUAAUAUCAUUAUCAAUCAUCGGCAUUUCAUAUCAUCUAGGACUCAAUCAGCGGGACGGAUGGCAAAACGGCGUGGGGGCAAAAAAGUGGGCAUUGCUUUUUCGUGUGCAGGCGUUUUUUUACUGGGCCUUCAUCCAUUCAUUCACUCAAUCAAUCUUUUGGGAGAGAUUUUUUUUUUUCUUUUGUUUGAGGAAAGGGAGGGCUAUCAUGCCUUGGAUUUGCAGGUGGGGGGAAUACAUAUUUUAUCUGGGAUGGGGAAGGGGGUUUGUGUAUAUUAUUGUUUUAGAUGGAUAGGGAGGACUGCUGUGCGGUUUUAAUCAAUGGAGAUGGAAUAUCGACGAGACUAUAUCCGUUCCUAGUGUUUUCGGAAUGAAACGUUAGAAGAAUCGCAGUCUCUCGACUUGGGGGUGGGGGUUUCAAAGCAGGCUCACCGCCGUAACUAAUCAUCUUUGACUCGCACCUCUACAGUAAUCUAGAAAGAGCAACACCUUUCUUCUGCCAUCACACUCCCAAUCAUCCACCAAGGUUACCCACAUGCCACUCUCCUCCCCCACCCCCACACGCCCCAUUCCAAAC
Messenger RNA from Pseudogymnoascus destructans, 1174 nucleotides. RefSeq lists its product as uncharacterized. The record is from RefSeq and is a predicted model, not a curated record. The coding region runs from base 13 to 534 and encodes 173 amino acids. NCBI's taxonomy places the organism in Eukaryota, Fungi, Ascomycota, Leotiomycetes, Thelebolales, Thelebolaceae. The transcript has 2 exons.